Messenger RNA from Dermatophagoides farinae (American house dust mite), 2055 nucleotides. RefSeq lists its product as uncharacterized. NCBI's taxonomy places the organism in Eukaryota, Metazoa, Arthropoda, Arachnida, Sarcoptiformes, Pyroglyphidae. The record is from RefSeq and is a predicted model, not a curated record.
CUUCGUGUUCUUAUGUUCUAAAUCGGAAUACCAAACUAGUAACGGACCUCUUGUAUUUUGCAGGUCAAAAGAGCAUUGCAUUUUUUCGUGUUUGGCUGAAAUGGGUUUUGGGUUGUACGAAAAUUUAUUUCUUCCACUGUCAUGUGAUAUAAUGAUUGUAUGAUCCGUCAUGGACACUUAGUUGGUCUUUAGCCAUCAUCGUUGCUCAUUGAAUCUCGGUCUUUUAGUGUGUGUGUAUGUGUGCAUGUUUUGUAUGUGGAUAUUGAAAGUGAAUUUCAAUUUGCUGUAUUUUUAUUGACUCACAAUGAAGUGGACAAUUUUAAUUGCUUUUUUCCUCAUUGGAAUACAUGGUCACACAUUGCCAUAUUCGAUUCCAAUACAUUCAUCACCCAACAUUCCAGAGUCUCGACGGAAUGGUCGUGGAUUGUUUUCCACGUUGUCUGGACUGGGCAACGUUGCCGUUGCGGCUGCUGCUGGUUCCAGUCUGCUCGGUGGUAAAGAUCCCGACGACGAUGAUAUCAGCAGUAAUCUUGUGAAUCAUUUAUCCGCCUCGGCAUCAUCAUCCUCUUCGUCAUCGUCUAAUGCGAAUAAAGCCAAACCGUAUGCAUUCAAUGAUGUGGAAAUGUCGGCCAUACAGACAAUGAUUUCCAUACGUAACAUAAUUGGUGAUUUGCUGCAUAAAGUUGGUGUGAAUUUGCCCUCAUCGUUAGCGUCGUUGAUUACCCGGUCAUCCGACCACAACAACGAGAAACAUUCGUUGCUUUCAACUGGAGGCGAUUCCGCUGCGGCAAGCAUACUGUCAUCAGCAUCGUCCAAAGUGAAUGCUGCGCUGUUGAUUCGUGGUCUGGCAUUAUCAUUACCGUUGUUAAUUCCAAUGGCCAAUCAAAUUCGUCGCAUGUCCACAGACAGUGGUGUGCUAUCAGCACCACCACCACCAUCAUCAUCAUCAUCAUCAUUCACGUCAGCAUCACAAUCAUUGUCGGCUUCUUUACCGACAUCAUCGUUGAUGGUACCACCGUUUCAAUUGCCACAAUUUGAUCCGUAUGGCUAUGAUCGGGCAUUGCAUCGACGACGUGGUAAACGAUCCAUAACGGCGACGACAUUGUCUGAAUCGACACAGCGUAUGUUACGUCUUCGAGAGCAGCAACAGAUAUUGCGUUAUCUGAGGCAAAUGGAAGAAAUGUACGGCAUUCAGCCGACAUACGCCCAACAACAGCCACAACAACAACAACAAUCGAGUGAACCCUAUUACAUAAGAAAUGUAUUCAUAGCACAACCACAGCAGCAGCAGCAACAACAACAACAACAACACUUACCUAACCAUCACUAUCUGCAUGGACAAACAAGAACGACUACGACUUGAUAAAAUAUGAUGGACCCAGUUAUUCAGUUUUGUCUAUAAUCACUCAAUUGAUCAUCAUUAUCGUUAUAUCAGCAUUCGAAGCACUCACCAUACCUCUGCGCCCGAAUAUCAUUUCAUCAUGAUGUUGUUAUCAUUAUCAUUUUUCAGAAUGUUGGUGCUUCCGAAUGGACGGAAUGCAGCCACACAAUAAAACGAUUGCACCACUUGCCUUGAUUCGUACAUUUCAUCAGCUGGUCAUUAUCAUGUUCAAGUUGAUGAAGAUCAAUUUCCAUUCUUCCAUGCACAUCAAACAUAAUCCAGUUUUCAGUGUGUGUGUGUGUGUGUGUGUUUGUAUCCUUAAUCCGAUCGUCAGCCAAUCAUUUUUAUUCAUUCAUUCAUUCAUUUGUUCAAUCCAUUAGGAUUUAGGACAAGAGUUGUAUCUAUCAGUUCAUGUUUAUCAGUUUAUUCUGUUGGCAAAACUCGUAAUUCAUUUUUUUCUAUUCCAAAAUUUUGCUCAUUACCAUUGAUUAGUAUUCAUAGACUAGCAACACACACUGCAUCACUGAAACAUGUUGACACUUUUUCUGGAUAAUUGAAAAUUGAAAUUCGAAAUGCCUCUUUAGCCUUUUUUACCUUGCAUGAAUAAUUGAAUUGAUCAAUUGUACAAUGUAUUAUUCUAAUCAUCAAUAUUUUUUUGCCCACUGUCAAUAAUA